Trichoderma aggressivum f. europaeum is the source of this 1674-nucleotide messenger RNA. RefSeq lists its product as uncharacterized. Lineage: Eukaryota; Fungi; Ascomycota; Sordariomycetes; Hypocreales; Hypocreaceae. The coding region runs from base 1 to 1674 and encodes 557 amino acids. The record is from RefSeq and is a predicted model, not a curated record. The transcript has 3 exons. Gene Ontology annotation, biological process: protein phosphorylation. Gene Ontology annotation, molecular function: protein kinase activity; ATP binding.
AUGGCGGAGGUUCUUGGCACCGCCAUUGGCGUCAUUGGCUUCGUCGGCCAGCUAUUCGACGGCUGCGUCAAGGCCUAUGGAUACUUCACCACGGCAAGCAACCUGGACUCGGACAGCCAGCGGAUGAUGUGCAAAGUGCGCAUUGAGGAGAUGCGGCUGGUGGUCUGGGGCAGGGAAUGGGGAGUCGCAGAGGGCAAGUUUGACGAGCACCUGAGCGAGCGGAAUCCGCAACUCAAGGUCUUGGCGACACAGAUUCUGGAGCAGCUUCAUGGCACCGUCACGGACUUUAAGAAGCUGCAGGAUCGCUAUGGGCUGGUGGAUGAGGCGGCGAGCAAGGGCGGUAAGGAGGCGGAUGUCUCACCACCGCGGAAAGGAUCCAAGGAUGAGGGCAAGAAGACGAAUGGCUUCAAGGCGUCAUCGAGUACGCUUUCGCUUUCAAAUGAGAGGAGCUGGAGAAAAGAGAUUGGGCUGAGGACGAAAUGGGUAAUAGGAGACAAGGACAAGUUUUCCAACCUGUUGAAGGAUCUCAAAGACUUCAAUGAUGGCCUUGAGGCCCUCUUCCCCCCUUCCCAGGUCCAAUCCUUUCAGCGUGCCUGGACGCAUCAGCUCCUCGACCGCGCCCAACGAGACCUCGCUGAGCUCUCUCUGCUUGAAAAUGCAUCGUCUGGCAUCUAUCCCAAGCUCACAAACUCAGCCAACCUCAAGAAACUUCGCAUCAACCUUGACAGCAAGCCCCAGGAAUCCUUUAAACCUACCUUUGCCCUGAAAAUCGGGCGCACCUCGCUCAACAUCCAGGACCUAGAAUCGCCUCGCCGGGUUCAGGCGCACCACGUCACUGCAGGUGAUGUACUCAUCGAAUGGGUCGACUAUGACCGCGAAGAGAUUGAGGAGCGUGUUGUCCAUGUCCGAAGAAUGGACGACUUGGCUCGCAUGAUGCACUCAGCCUCAGAGUGCCAUCCAGAUCUUCACAGCAUUGAUUGUCUGGGAUACACAGACGACGCCGCCAACAACCGCUAUGGCCUUGUCUAUAAAGCGCCAGCAUCAUCCCACUCAACACUUAAGACGCUCAUCUCUAGCCCCGACCUCAAAACGCCGGAUCUCGACGACCGCAUUCGCCUUGCGCAAACCCUCGCCGUUGCCGUUUGGUCCCUGCACUCGCUCGACUGGCUGCACAAAUCCAUCUGCUCCUCUAACAUUGUCUUUUUCCCCUCUGCAUUUUCAACAUCCGGCCUCUCGCCCACCGCCUCUGCCGCCCUCGUCCCAGACAUCUCCUUGCCGUAUCUCAGCGGCUUCGGCGCCUCCCGCCCGGAGCUCGACACGGCAUUGUCCGUUGUCCCGCGCAACCCGUCUAUUGAGGACCUUCACCGCCAUCCUGCCUCUCUUCGUGGCAGGCCGCAUAUCAAGUCGUUUGACAUUUACAGCUUCGGCCUAGUCCUGUUGGAGAUUGGCCUCUGGAAGGUCCUACAGACAUACUACAAGGGACACUACACUGCUGAGCGCUGGCGUGAUAAGGUCGUCCUCGCCGUGCUAGUCCCGGGGUUAGGGAGCAAAGUCGGCAAGAGGUACAGGGAAGUAGUAGAGAUGUGUCUGCGAGUGGAUGAGGAAAUGUCGAGCAGUGAAGCGGGUGAAUUGAUGGAGGAGGUUGUGAAUAAGCUGGAGAGCAUCCGGGUGUGA